Molecule: messenger RNA, 2028 nt
Organism: Stylonychia lemnae
Lineage: Eukaryota; Ciliophora; Spirotrichea; Sporadotrichida; Oxytrichidae
Source: the annotation of a GenBank genome assembly
AUGGCAUUUGAUGGAAGAGCUAAAUUGUUAGACAGAAGAAAUAUGGUAAGAAAAACUGGUUCUGGAAGUGUUUCAUCUGCCCUUAGAUCAUCUCACAUAAGUAACAACAAUAAAUCUCUUAAGGAAAGCCUUGAUGUAACUCCAUCUAAUUAUGGCAACCUUAAGGACAAUAUGAAUUUUGAUUCUCACAAUAAUCAUAUUUCAGUAACUGGAGAUUUCAUUGAAGAAGUAAAACUAAAAAUUCCCUCAAAAUAAUCAACAUAAAAUGAUUAGCUUCAUCUAAGUUAACCCUCAGAGUAUUCUCCAUCAUCUCCAUCAAAAUUUAUUGACAUGAGAACUUACUAAUAGCUUAUAAAGUCUUCUACAAAGAAUUCUCCUGUAAAUCUGAAAAGAAAAAGUAAAGGUCAUUCUUUUUAGGAAACUGACUAAUUCAAUAAAACAUAUACCUACCUUCUUAAGUUGGUAAAUGAUAAGAAAUCUGAGAGUAAAAAAAAAUUGAGAAUAUUACCAAAAAAGAGCCAACCUAAAUUUUAGGCAUUAACACAGGAAGAAAUAAAAUUAAAUAAAAAGAUUAAUAAGCUUUAAGUUUAAAAUGACAUGCUUCGUUAAAAGCUUAAACAAAUUAGCAAAGAUAUUGAUGUUUUAUUAUAGGAUAAUGUGUUUCUCAAAGCUACAAUAAGUCAGAAAUAAAAAGAAAGAGAAUCUAAAUAGAUAAAGAAAAACUAUUAAACUUAGCUAGAUACCUAAACUAAGGUAGGAGAGAAAAUGCUUGAUCAGCUUUUACAUGAAAGAGCAAGAAUCUAAAUCAGACUUGAAUAACUUAGUAAUCCUAAUUAUCUUAGUGACUUAAUCAAGAAAAAUGAGGAAGCAGAAGUUAAAAUUAAUGAAGAAAAAAUGCUUAAAAAGAAGUUAAACAAUUUACAGAAAACUAAUGGAGAAGAUCUGAUUAAAUUUCAAUAGCAUACUUAGGAGUAACAUUUAAAGUUUGAUAGACAUAUUAAAUAGAUGGGAGAGGAAUUAUAAAGAACUAUUUUAAGAAUCAAUGAAAAAGAAAAAGAACUAUAGGCAAUUGAGGAAAAAGAGAUGGGUUUUAUAAUAAAACAAACUCAAGUUAAACAGAGAUAUGAGGAUUUAAAGAAAAUAGGCGAUUUGAAUAACUCUCCUAUUCAUCAAAAAAGGGAAAGCUAAAUAUAUUUGGCUGAUUAAACUGGAGGUGAAGGGGAUCAUUAUUAAGAAAUGCAAGCAUUAUACAAAAAAUUGCUUGUUGAAAAAUGGGCAAUUCAAAGUAAAACAUAAGCAUAGUAAAAUGAAAUCAAGUUAAAUGAUAAAGCGAUAAGAACAUUAGAAGACUAAAUCAAAGAAAAAUCUUAAAAUUUAAAAAUCACCAUACUCGCAAUAAAAGAAAUGCAAUAACAAAUGUAUAUUCUCCAUGACACAGCUUAAAGUGUAGAUAUUUAUGCGAAAAAAUAUGGCUUCUUAACUUCUUAAAGUUUUGAAAAAUCUACCCCAAAAAAUAAUGCUCCUCGAUCAUAUGAUGGAAGAUCUUCAUCAGUUGGUAUACUGAGCAGUAUUUAAGAGAAAUAAGAACUUUAUCGUGUAGGAAUAAUGAGUAAGUAGCCGUCAGGUUAGAAUUUAACGAUCAAUAAUAGUAAAUAUAAACUCCUCCCUCCACUAUUAAGCAAAGGAAAGAAAAGCAGUCAUAGUAUGAGCAAAAUAAGACUAAGCAGUAAGUUUAUUAAAAGUGAGAUGAAAAAUAAGAGAUAUCUAAACUAAAUUGAUUCAUCUGAUAGGAACAAUACUCCUAAGUAGAUACAGUAGAGCAAUCAUGGAGAUAUUAGGGAACAGUAACUAUAUUCGAGUCGUUCAAAAGCAGAAGACUUUUUGUUCAAAAGUGAGACCAAUUCCCAAAUGGGGGAUUAAAAGUAACCUAACUUAGGAAAUAGAUCAUUUUAAUUGUCUGAAAUUAUACCUGAUAAAUAAGACUAAUCAGUAAUGGAGGGGAACAGCAUCCUCGGUGAGGAGUAUUGA